Messenger RNA from Paramuricea clavata, 593 nucleotides. Lineage: Eukaryota; Metazoa; Cnidaria; Anthozoa; Malacalcyonacea; Plexauridae. The record is from the annotation of a GenBank genome assembly.
AUGGAAGAGAUAGAGAAGAAACAACAAGCUGUCAAAAGGAAAGGGAACAAUUAUGAAGCUGGGAUGAAUUUAGGUCGGGCCUGCAUGAAACUAUUUUUAAAAGGUCGUCCAUACACAGAUUAUGAACACGAUGUUUUUAAUUUAAAACAAGCCAAAGCCAAAAUAGGCCAUCUUAAUCACUCUGAACACUUCCCAGCUUUAUUUAGACCACAUGUUCAUAUGGUCGUCAAGAGAAAACUCAAGUCGUUUCUAAAUAAAAAACUCGAACAGACUGGUCAUAUGCCACCUUUAGCGUUAUCUGCAGACAAGGCAACAUAUAAGCACCGUUCAAUGCAAUUUCUUAGUGGUGUCACUAUUAGUCCCGGUGCUGAAAACCUUCUUGCGUUAGUCAGUUUUGGGCAACCAGUGGUUAAGGAUGGUAGUGGUGGUCCAGCUCUUGCACAAGAAAUGAAAAAGGGUUUGGAUAAAUUUGAUGUGGUCAGUUGUCAAAUUGAAAGUGCCGUUUUCAACGGUGUAUAUUUCCACUGCAGCAUUGAGAAGCAUUUUAACAGCUUAUACGGAUUACAAGAUGGUGACAUUCUUUAUAGUCAUGA